CAGACACUUUGCACAUGUGCAAGUCUUUUGUGUGUGUGUGUGUGUGUGUGUGAGAAUGUGAGGGUGCGUCAGAGGAAAAAGGAAGUUGCGGGAUGAAGUUAAAAGCUUUAACACAGUGCAGCUCUGCAGAACACCCACUACGGAAGAAAGGCAGAGCAAGAGCGCCUAAGUCUGAAAAUGCAAUAAUGAAACUAAUGCAGGGAGCUGAAUAUCUAAGAAGAAACAGAACUACCAGGAGAAGUUUGUAAAGCCAUUAAAUUAACAGAGAUGGAGCUGUGGAGACAGUGUGCGAUGUGGUUGAUUGAAUGUCGAGUUCUUCCUGAGAACCACAGAGUCACAUGGCAGAGUGCCCAGGUGUGUGACCUGGCUCAGGCUCUGAGAGAUGGCGUGCUGCUCUGCCAGUUGCUCAACAACCUGCUGCCUCAGGCUCUCAACCUAAAGGAGAUCAACCUGCGGCCACAGAUGUCCCAGUUCCUGUGCCUGAAGAAUAUCCGGACAUUUCUGGGAGUUUGUCAAGAACGGUUUUAUCUCAAAAAGAACGACCUGUUUGAAGCCUUCGAACUGUUUGAUGUGCGGGAUUUUGGAAAGGUCAUAAACACUCUGUCCAUCCUGUCUCAUUCAUCCAUCGCUGUACAAAGAGGAUUUCAGCCGUUUCCUUUAGAAGGGUGUGUUCCUGAUGAUGAGAUCUACAGCGGCUUGUCUGACCAAAUAGAUGACACAGUGGAUGAAGAUGAUGACUUGUAUGAUUUUGUGGAGGAUGAAGAAAAUGAAGGGGAUGAUAUCUAUGAAGACUUGAUGAAGAUAGAAGAACCUCCUGAAAAUCAGAAAACUGGUGUUGACAAGCGGGAGUGCUGCCUGCAGGAAAUCCGGCAGACAGAAGAGAAAUACAGCGGUACCCUGGAAUCUAUCCUACAGCAUUUUAUGAAGCCUCUGGAAAAGUUUCUUCCUCCUCAAGACAUUGAAAGUAUCUUCAUCAACACAAAGGAGUUGGCUACCACCCAUCGCUGUUUCCUAGAAGAAGUUCGGAGCUCCAUCUUGAACAACGGAGCCAAGAAUCUCCACCAAGUGUUUGUGAAUUACAAGGAGAGGCUGCUACUGUACGGUCAUUACUGUAGUCAGGUGGAAGCUGCAACAAAACACCUUGACAAGCUGUCAAAUACAAAGGAGGAUAUCAGGAUGAAACUGGAGGAGUGUUCAAAGAGAGCAAACAGUGGCCGUUUUUCUCUCAGAGAUUUACUUAUGGUCCCAAUGCAGAGAGUCCUCAAAUAUCACCUGCUGUUACAGGAGCUGGUGAAACACACCACUGACCAAACAGAAAAGGACAAUCUCCGAAAAGCUCUUGAUGCCAUGAGAGACCUGGCACAGUGUGUGAAUGAAGUGAAACGAGACAACGAGAUCAUUAAACAAAUCACCACCUUUCAGAUGUCCAUAGAAAACUUGUCUCAGUCUCUGGCUCUCUUUGGUCGCCCCAAAAUUGACGGAGAACUCAAGAUUUGCAGCUCAGAAAAAAAGUCUAAACAGGACAGGUAUGCUUUCCUUUUUGAUAAAGCUGUGAUUAUUUGUAAGAAGAAGAGUGGAGAGACUUUUGAGUUGAAGGAAAUCAUUGAACUAAAUAACUACCAGAUACGAGACGAAGCCACCGGGGAGAAGGACAACAAGAAGUGGUCCUAUUUAUUCCUCUUGCUGGAAUGCUCCGGGAGAGGUGGCUAUGACUUCUUCUUCAAAACCAGAGAACUGAAGAAGAAAUGGCUGGAGCAAUUUGAGAUGUCUUUGUCAAACAUGUGCCCUGAAAACUCCACUGCAAAUAACCAUGACUUCCAGAUGCACUGCUUUGAGGAAACUACCUCCUGCAAGGCCUGCUCAAUGUUGUUAAGAGGGACUUUUUUCCAAGGCUAUCGAUGCAGUCGCUGUAAAAUGGCAGCACAUAAGGAGUGUUUAGGCAGAGUUCCAGUUUGCGGACGCAACUCGGAACAUUCUUUCGCUGUGAAGAAGGUUAAUAAACCACACCGGUCCUCUGGACAGUCUGGUGUUGGAUUUCCCAAGAUGGAGGUGUGUCAGGAGUAUUAUGGCCUACCACCACCCCCUGUGGGCUUUGGACAGCCUCUUCAGCUGUCCAAAGGAGACAUCAUCGAGCUGACCCGGGCCGAGCUUGAUCUGGCCUGGUGGGAGGGAAGAAAUCUGACUGAUGGUCAAAUGGGAUGGUUCCCCUGCCAAAAAGUUAAGCCCUACAUCUCUAGGCCAACCCCAGACCUGUCUGACUUUAACUGGUUUGCAGGGAACAUGGACCGCACCGCUGCCAAAAACCUGCUCAUGUCUCGGUCUGAUGGAACCUUCCUGGUGCGGCAGAAAGAUGGAGGAGAGUUUGCGAUCAGCAUCAAAUUCAACAUGGACAUUAGACACAUUAAGAUCACCUCCUGUGAAGGUCUUUACCGCAUCAAUGAGAAGAAAGCAUUCAAGGGAUUAGUUGAAAUGAUUCAGUAUUACCAGCAGAACUCUCUAAAAGAGUACUUUAAGGAUGUGGACACCACGCUGUCUACACCUUACAAACAACCAGAGCAGAGCAACUCAUCUAAUAACACACCAAAUACAACACCAGGGGGAAGCAUGAAGAGCUUCGGCGUUGCUAGGGCCAGAUAUGAUUUCUCAGCCAGGGACCGCUCUGAGCUGUCGCUGCGGGAGGGGGACACCAUUAAGAUCCUUUCCAAGAAAGGCCACAAUGGCUGGUGGAGGGGAGAAGUUUACGGCCGGGUGGGGUUGUUUCCAUCUAACUAUGUUGAGGAGGAUUACUCUGAUUACUGCUGACAAGCCCCUACAGGAGAUGUGACGAUCCAGUCCAGAUUGUAUGUGAAGGGGUCUAUGUGAGCGACUGCAUUAACACAUAUGCAUGAGUGCGAUGGGGUGUGUGUGUGUGUGUGUGCGUGUGAAAGGGAAGAUGGUAUUUCUGAGUGUCCAAUGAUGUGAAUAAAACUUUUCUUCAACUGA
Molecule: messenger RNA, 2982 nt
Organism: Melanotaenia boesemani (Boeseman's rainbowfish)
Lineage: Eukaryota; Metazoa; Chordata; Actinopteri; Atheriniformes; Melanotaeniidae
Product: proto-oncogene vav-like
Exons: 29
Coding region: 268-2802 (844 amino acids)
Biological process (GO): cell migration; regulation of GTPase activity; intracellular signal transduction
Cellular component (GO): cytoplasm
Molecular function (GO): protein binding; guanyl-nucleotide exchange factor activity
Source: RefSeq, a predicted model, not a curated record